AUGGCUUCGGAACAGGAAAAGAACAGACAGCGUGUCAAACAGCUCCUGGAGAGACCAGGGAAUGGAAACUGUGCCGAUUGCAGAGCAGCAGACCCGGAGUGGGCAUCGUACACUCUGGGAGUGUUUGUGUGUCAGAGCUGCUCUGGCCUGCACAGAAACAUUGCUCAGGUCAGCAAGGUCAAAUCCCUCCUGCUGGAUCCCUGGAGCUCCUCUGAGUUAGAGUUUAUGGAGUCUGUAGGGAACAGCACAGCUAAGGCCAAAUAUGAACAGAAAGUUCCUGACUUCUUCUACUGUCCCACAUAUAAAGACUGCCUCCUCCUGCGGGACCAGUGGAUCCGAGCCAAAUAUGACAGGAAGGAGUUUUUGUGUGUGGAGAGGCAGGAGGCUUACUCUGCAGGGUACAGGGAAGGGUUUCUAUGGAAACGAGGAAGAGACAAUGGACAAUACCUCAGUCGAAAAUUUAUUCUGUCUGAACGCGAGGGUGUUCUGAAAUAUUUUAACAAGCAUGACGCCAGAGAGCCCAAAGCAAUAAUGAAGAUCAAUACUGUGAAUGCAACUUUCCAGCCAACUAAAAUCGGAACUGCUCAUGGACUGCAGAUAACCUAUUUGAAGGACAACAGCACCAGGAAUAUCUUUGUUUACCAUGAGGACGGGAAGGAAAUGGUGGACUGGUUCAAUGCCAUCAGAGCAGCCAGGUUUCAUUACCUUCAGGUGGCUUUUCCUGGGGCUCUGAACUCUGAAUUGUUACCAAAGCUAACCAGAAACUACAUUAAGGAGGGUUAUAUGGAGAAGACUGGUCCAAAGCACACAGAGGGCUUCAAGAAGAGAUGGUUCACUAUGGAUGACAGGAGGCUCAUGUACUUCAAAGAUCCACUGGACGCCUAUGCACGAGGUGAGGUGUUCAUUGGCAGUAAGGAAAACAGUUACACUGUGCUUCCUGGGUAUCCUCCCGGUGUUCAAGGCUACCAUUGGCAGUUUGGAAUUACAAUUGUUACACCGGAUAGGAAGUUCCUUUUUGCAUGCGAAACCGAAACGGAUCAGAAAGAGUGGAUUACAGCAUUUCAAACUGUCAUCAACAGACCAAUGAUGCCAAAAGAGUAUGCAGUAGAAGCAUAUUUUAAGCACAAGCCAUGA
Molecule: messenger RNA, 1134 nt
Organism: Menidia menidia (Atlantic silverside)
Lineage: Eukaryota; Metazoa; Chordata; Actinopteri; Atheriniformes; Atherinopsidae
Source: the annotation of a GenBank genome assembly